Molecule: messenger RNA, 377 nt
Organism: Staurois parvus
Lineage: Eukaryota; Metazoa; Chordata; Amphibia; Anura; Ranidae
Source: the annotation of a GenBank genome assembly
CCUAACCCACAGGUGGCAAACUGGCGGCCCUCCAGCUGUUGCCAAACUACAAGUCCCAUGAGGCAUUGCAAGAUUGACAGUUACCAGCAUGACUCCCAAAGGCAGAGGCAUGAUGGGACUUGUAGUUUGGCAACAGCUGGAGGGCCGCCAGUUUAACACCCCUGAACCCCUUACAUGCUAGGUGUCAAACUGGCGGCCCUCCGGCUGUUGCCAAACUACAAAUCCCAUGAGGCAUUGCAAGAUUGACAAUUACCAGCAUGACUCCCAAAGGCAGAGGCAUGAUGGGACUUGUAGUUUGGCAACAGCUGGAGGGCUGCCAGUUUUACACCCCUGAACCCCUUACAUGCUAGGUGACUAGGGACUUUUGCCAGUUGCUG